AUGAUUCCUGGCUUGAGCGAGUCUGACAAGGAAUCUAAGAACUACACUCCCUUUCAAGCCGACCUCUCAUCACCGGACAUUGUUAAGCAUGCAGUACAACAAUCCGGCGCAACAUCAGCCUUUGCGUACACUAUCUUCGACAGUGCAGACAACAUGCGUAGUAUUGUCGAUGCCUUGAGAAAAGCUGAAGUCGAGCAUAUGAUUAUUCUGCCCUCUGGUAGCGUUAAAGGCCCAGCAGAGGAUGGAGGUAACAUGCGCAACCUCAGACCGAAGUCGCACUGA
Messenger RNA from Ascochyta rabiei, 282 nucleotides. RefSeq lists its product as uncharacterized. The transcript has a single exon. Lineage: Eukaryota; Fungi; Ascomycota; Dothideomycetes; Pleosporales; Didymellaceae. The record is from RefSeq and is a predicted model, not a curated record. Bases 1 to 282 code for a protein of 93 amino acids.